AUGGCUUCCGGUGCACCAGGUGGUAACUUUAGAACUUGGACUCCAACUCCUCCAGAAAGAGGCUCGUUCCCUCUUGAUCAUGAUGGAGAAUGCAAAGAGGCCAUGAUGGCAUAUUUGAAAUGUAUGAAGUAUACAUCCAAUCAAAACGCUCCCAAUUGCAGAGUCCUAGCAAAGCUGUAUUUACAAUGUCGUAUGGAUAAUCAGUUAAUGAAUCAACUGGACUGGGCUUCAUUGGGGUUGACUAAUCUCCCAGAGCAUCCUCAGCAUAAAGAUGAUCCGAAACAGAAAUAG
Molecule: messenger RNA, 291 nt
Organism: Lizanozyma spartinae
Lineage: Eukaryota; Fungi; Ascomycota; Pichiomycetes; Serinales; Debaryomycetaceae
Gene: COX19
Product: Cox19p
Exons: 2
Coding region: 1-291 (96 amino acids)
Biological process (GO): mitochondrial respiratory chain complex IV assembly
Cellular component (GO): mitochondrial intermembrane space
Source: RefSeq, a predicted model, not a curated record